AUGUCUGUGGUAAUCGAAACUACGAUAGGUGAUAUUACAGUAGAUUUGUUUAUCGAAGAACGUCCACAGAGUGGAGAAAGUAUUUAUGGUAUAGUAUUGGGUGAACAAGCUCGAUAUUACGAGGCCGAACAAAUGCCAAAAAUUAAACAUACCAGAAGUGGCUUGUUAUCUAUGGUUAAUUGCGGUGAUAAUAUGUUAGGAUCGCAAUUUUUUAUCACGCUCGCACCGGAUCUAUAUUCUUUAGAUGGUGAACAUUGCGUGUUUGGGGAAAUAGUAGAAGGACUUGAAAUUAUUUUAAAAUUUAAUGAAACUAUUUGCGAUGGAGAUUAUAGACCUUAUCAGGAUAUACGUAUAUCUCAUACCGUUAUUUUAGAGGAUCCAUUCGAUGAUCCGAAAGGUUUAGAAAUACCGGAUAUGAGUCCAGAACCUACUAAAGAGGCAUUGAUGAGCGAUAGAAUUGGCGCGGACGAGCUCAUAGAUGAUACAGCGGGAAUGUCCGUGGAGGAAGUUAUGGAAAUGCAAAAGGACAAAGAAGCAAAGGCACGUGCUACAAUAUUAGAAAUCGUUGGGGAUAUACCGGAUGCUGAUAUAGCACCGCCAGAAAAUGUUUUAUUCGUUUGUAAAUUAAAUCCGGUUACUAAUGACGAUGAUUUAGAGAUUAUAUUUAGCCGUUUUGGCAAAAUUAUUGGAUGCGAAGUAAUAAGAGAUAGACAAACUGGUGAUUCCUUGCAAUACGCAUUCAUUGAAUUUGCCGAACGUAAGAGCUGCGAGGAAGCAUAUUUUAAGAUGGACAAUGUUUUAAUCGACGAUAGAAGAAUACACGUUGAUUUCUCUCAGUCCGUAGCAAAAAUGAGAUGGAGGGGUAAAGGGAAAGGUAUUAAAUAUUAUGACGAUAAGGAGAUUGAGGAGAACGAGGAUAGAAAAGGUUAUGAUCGUUUUCACGAGAAGAACGAUCAUCGAAAUAACAAACGUUAUCAUGAAAAAGAGGAAAGAUCCAAGAGGAAAAAUAACAAUGAUGGAAGACACGAGGAAGAUAUAUUGGAACAUAGGAAACAUCAGUAUAGAAAAAAUGAUAAUAGAAGUGAUCGAGAACGUUCUCGCGAUAUUAGAAAUUAUGUUUCAGAAAAGGAUAAAGAUAGGGAGAAUAGGAGGAGGGAUGAUACGUAUGAACAUAGGAGAGAGAAGGAGAAGAAAAAGAAAAAGGAUAAGACCGAUGGUAGUAGGAAUAAAGAUAAAAAUCUUGAAGUGACAGAGGCUCAUGUCUAG
Vespa velutina is the source of this 1266-nucleotide messenger RNA. RefSeq names its product peptidyl-prolyl cis-trans isomerase-like 4. Gene Ontology annotation, biological process: protein peptidyl-prolyl isomerization. Bases 1 to 1266 code for a protein of 421 amino acids. NCBI's taxonomy places the organism in Eukaryota, Metazoa, Arthropoda, Insecta, Hymenoptera, Vespidae. Gene Ontology annotation, molecular function: RNA binding; peptidyl-prolyl cis-trans isomerase activity. The transcript has 5 exons. The record is from RefSeq and is a predicted model, not a curated record. Gene Ontology annotation, cellular component: nucleus.